AUUGAAACAGAACUUGUGACACGCAUUCCGGAACCAACCCGCCCGGGACAACGACCCGCGCCAUGGCCCCGCGCCGCAAGUCCGGCGGCCCGCUGCUGCUGCUGCUGGCGGCCGCGCUGGCCGCCGCGGCGCUGGCGCUGACGCCCGCCGCCGCCGCGGGCGCCCGACUGCCAACCCCCGCCACCGACACAGCCAGUGCCGCCUGGAGCCGACUGCAGGGGCUCGUGCGCGGAGAGGGCCUGCUCCGCACCGAGGACGGGUCCGCCGCCGCCGCCGCCGCCGACUCGGAGGAGGAGGUGGGCCGCGGCAAGCGCCACCGGCACCGCGCCAUCAUGGCCAUCAAGUACGAGGUGCCGCCCAGCCUGCAGCACGACUUCGUGGACGAGUGGCGCAAGCUGGAGGACUCCACCUCUGACGAGAAGGGCAACCUGGUGUUUGACCUCAAGAAGACCUGGGGCGACAACCUCUACUUCUGGGCGUACGGCGAGUGGAAGUCGUAUGAGGACUACAUGGACCACUUCCGCUCCGACUCUGUCGAGGGCUUCCUGUCCUGGCUGGACGACCACGACGUGAUGUGGACCCUGUUCCCGCUCAAGAACAUCACAGACGAAGGAGCGGCCAAGAGCAGCAAGGCCGACCCCGCCUCCGUGUCCAACAAGGGCGGCGGCGACAAGGGCGGCGGCGACGACCCGCGGGACGCGGCCGCACACGUGGUCAUCCAGUACCACGUCCAGCCCUCGCACGUGGAUGAGUUCCUGGGCGCCUGGCAGGACGCCGCCGAGUCCACCUGGGACGAGGAGGCCAACACCAUAUACGCGCUGCGCAAGGUCGCCAACAUGAACCACCACUUCCUGGCGUACGGCACCUGGAAGGACUACGACGCCUACAUGGACCACUUCACCAGCAAGCACGUGCGCAAGCUGCGCCAGUUCCUGGCUGAGCGGGACAUCCAGUGGUUCGCUGAGCCGCUGAUGAAGAAGGGCAGCCAGGCGGAGGACGUGUAGGCAGGCUGCUGGCAGUGACGCGCGCGGCACCAUCCAGCAGCAGGCCACGCCGUGAUGGAGGGGAGGCAGACACGGCUGCCGUGCGCGGCUGCGCCGCCGCUUGCACCAUCACGCACACUUGCAAAGAUGCAUGGAUGCAUGUGCUGACAUGCUGUGGGCUGACCGUGUGCGCACGUGCUCGUGUGUGGGCUGCUGCAUGAAGGCAUGGGGCGUUGCAGUAGGCCGCCGGCGGCUGUGGGGUAGGCUGGAGGAUGAUAGUGCACGCUGGCGGAAACACAAACAGAGGUGUUGGUGGGCUGCGCGGCCGGCAUGUAUCGCAUGCAUGCAUGGGGCGAAGCAGUUGUUGCAGUGAACGGCACGCACGGAUCUUGGCGAUGGCAGGAGUCCGACUGGCAGAAGGUCGAUUACACCAGGUAUUUCAGGGCAAGAAGGUGAGAACCAACGCGGUUUGCGCCAGUAUCGAAGGCUGGACCACAAGUUGAGGUCGAACAUGUUGGUUUGAGAGUUGCUGGCCAUGUUGCUGUAAGUCCUGCGUUAC
This is a messenger RNA of Chlamydomonas reinhardtii, 1542 nucleotides long. RefSeq lists its product as uncharacterized. The record is from RefSeq and is a predicted model, not a curated record. NCBI's taxonomy places the organism in Eukaryota, Viridiplantae, Chlorophyta, Chlorophyceae, Chlamydomonadales, Chlamydomonadaceae. The transcript has 10 exons. Gene Ontology annotation, molecular function: catalytic activity. Bases 63 to 1004 code for a protein of 313 amino acids.